Argentina anserina (silverweed cinquefoil) is the source of this 1592-nucleotide messenger RNA. RefSeq names its product DEAD-box ATP-dependent RNA helicase 10. The transcript has 13 exons. The record is from RefSeq and is a predicted model, not a curated record. Gene Ontology annotation, molecular function: ATP binding; RNA helicase activity; nucleic acid binding. NCBI's taxonomy places the organism in Eukaryota, Viridiplantae, Streptophyta, Magnoliopsida, Rosales, Rosaceae. The coding region runs from base 57 to 1382 and encodes 441 amino acids.
CCCUGACCGCCAAACCCAACGGCGCCGUUUCAUCUUCAAAGCCCUCUGACUUCCCAAUGGCCUCCGACGACCAAGCCGGCGGCGAAGUCAAGACCUUCAAGAGCUUGGGCCUCUGCGACGAGUUGGUCGAGGCCGUUGGCAAGCUGAACUGGGAAAGCCCUACCCCUAUUCAAGUCGAAGCAAUCCCUCACGCCCUAGAUGGUAAGGACUUGAUUGCACUUGCCCAAACCGGGUCGGGUAAAACCGCUGCUUUUGCCCUCCCCAUAUUGCAGGAUUGGAUUGAUUCUUCUCGCCCGAAAAUUUUUGCUUGCGUUUUGGCCCCAACUAGGGAGCUUGCGAUUCAGAUUUCGGAGCAGUUUGAGGCUUUGGGGUAUGCAGAUGGUCUCAAGUCUGCAGCGCUUGUUGGAGGAGUGGACAUGGUUCAACAGGCUAAUAUGAUUGGAAAGCGGCCACACAUUAUUGUUGCUACACCUGGACGCCUCUUGGAUCAUGUUUCCAACACCAAAGGAUUUUCUCUUGGUUCAGUGAAGUAUUUGGUUUUAGAUGAGGCAGACAGGUUGCUUAAUGAGGACUUUGAAAAGACACUUGAUGACAUUCUGAAAGUCAUUCCUCGUCAACGGAGAACAUAUUUGUUUUCUGCUACCAUGACUAAAAAGGUCAAGAAGCUGCAAAGAGCUUGUCUAAGGAAUCCUGUGAAGAUUGAAGUAGCAUCUAAAUAUUCUACUGUGGACACACUAAAGCAGCAGUAUCGUUUUCUGCCAGCUGUGCACAAGGACUGUUAUCUCGUAUAUAUUCUGACUGAAAAGUCUCAGUGUACGACUAUGGUUUUCACCCGUACAUGUGAUGCAACACUCCUUUUAGCAUCAAUGCUUCGAAAUCUUGGCAUAAGAGCCACACCUAUUAGUGGUCAUAUGAGCCAGUCGAAAAGACUUGGUGCCUUAAAUAUGUUUAAAGCUGGACAGUGUAAUGUACUUAUCUGCACAGAUGUGGCAAGUAGAGGACUAGAUUUUCCAGUGGAUAUGGUUAUCAAUUAUGAUAUUCCCUCAAAUUCUAAGGAUUAUAUUCAUCGAGUGGGAAGAACUGCUCGUGCUGGACGGUCUGGUGUUGCAAUAUCUCUUGUGAAUCAGUAUGAGUUGGAGUGGUAUAUACAGAUAGAAAAGCUUAUCGGCAAGAAGUUACCUGAAUUCGCUGCUCAAGAAGUGGAGGUCCUUCAAUUUUUGGAACGUGUCACAGAGGCCAAAAGAUUGGCCACCUCGAAAUUAAAAGAAAAGGAAAGGGGAAGCAGAAAGAGAAAAGGGGAAGGAAAUGAAGGCGAGGAUGAUGUCGUCGGAAAGUAUUUGGGUCACAAGGACGGCAAGUCCAGAAAGUUCAGAAAAAGAUGAGGUUGCCUGCAGCUCUACCAAGUUUUGACAAUGGAGUUUUCAUUUCUGUAGUUACUACCUUAUCUGAAAAUGAUUAAAAUCUAUUGGCACUUUUUUUUCAGACAAGAAACUGGAGUAAUUAAUUUUUCAACCAUGAGUAGUCGUAUAUGCUCCUGUAAGAUUUGAGAAAAUUCUGAAUUACCGCUACAACAACCGACUUUCAUACAGGAA